This is a messenger RNA of Penicillium robsamsonii, 699 nucleotides long. RefSeq lists its product as uncharacterized. Bases 1 to 699 code for a protein of 232 amino acids. The transcript has a single exon. The record is from RefSeq and is a predicted model, not a curated record. Lineage: Eukaryota; Fungi; Ascomycota; Eurotiomycetes; Eurotiales; Aspergillaceae.
AUGUGCAUCCACUGGACAUGCAAGUACACGCUGUGCGGCUGUAUAUGGGAUAUGGACCCUUCAAAAUGUCAAGACAAGCGGCUCUGCUGGGGUCCAAGAAUGAUAACACUCGAAUCUCACACAGCGACUUGCGGAGACUGUUGGGUGAGAGGGGAUAAACGUGUCUACGAACAAGAAACAUGUGAAGAAGCUGGCGGGGAUCGAGAAGCAUCCAAAAGGGCGACAUUGGAUUGCGAAAGCGAGGCAGAUACAAGUGACAAUAGUUCCGACGAUGAAGACUACUUUUCGGCUGAUGUGCCCCUGUCGCCGUCCUCAUACUCGCGACCUGCGACCCCGCAACUAUACUAUGAGCAACAUUCAGCAUUGUGCCCCGUAUCUGAGGAUAACGAUUUCGAUUUGACUAGGACAUGUGACCCGGUGGAUCUUGCGUCAAUGGGGAGGGACUAUCGAGCAAGACGCUACAAGACGACCCGAUCCGAGUACUCGUCGGAUGGUACUGAUUCUUUUGUUUCUUGUGAAGAGUACCUCGACGAAGAAUCCACCGAAGAGGAGAAUUUCGUUUCGGAGAACGAAGAAGACGAUUUCUACUAUAGUAUCGUAGGUCCCCCUGGUAGGCGCAAAGGCGUGAUCAAAAGCUUGGAGGAUCGAUCGUUGCGGUUAUAUGGCUCAGUGCAGGAGUACUACCCAACAGCAGAGUAG